Messenger RNA from Symbiodinium natans, 2496 nucleotides. The record is from the annotation of a GenBank genome assembly. NCBI's taxonomy places the organism in Eukaryota, Dinophyceae, Suessiales, Symbiodiniaceae.
AUGACGAUUUCAUCGAUCUCAUCAACUGUAAAGGGCGCCAAGAUUUGGUUGAUCGACAUCACUGACGACGUGGACUUGGUCUUCUCGCUCCUGGGCGAGAUGCGCUGUCGGGUGUCCCUGGCGCUGGCCUUCACGGUGCGAUCGCUCAGCAUCGCGGACUGCAAGGACUUGGUGGAAGCCAAGGCAGAUCUGACCAUUGCGGACGGCCGGGGAUACACGCCCCUCCACAACGCGGUGCGGUUUCGCAACGUGGAGGCCGUGAGGUUCCUGCUGCAAAACGGCGCGCGCCAGGGACUCCGGGACAAGCUGGGCAACACCUCCUUGCACGUCAUCCCGCUCUACGCCGACGAGACGACUCUGCAGCUGUGCCAAGAGCUGGGUGAGGAUGCCGCGUACUUGCAGAAGAAGAACCGAGCUGGGCUGCAGGUGCUUCAGCGGUUGGAGGCCUGGGCCUUAACAGCGGUCAAUGGAGGGCCUUACAAGCCCGUGCUGGACUGGAUUCAGCUCCAGAAGCAGGAGCAUCCCUUCUUGGCGGAGAAGGGCAAAGACGGCAAGAAGCGCAUCCGGUCUGAUCGCUUCCAGGUGAGCACUCACUCCACCCAUGUGGUGGUGCGGGAGCAGGAGCGGACUGUGCACGUGGUGGAGCCAGAGUUUACUCCACUCUGCCACGUCGUCUAUGUCGGCCUCCCGCGAUUCAUCCCCUUCUCCCUUCAACUGCCUGCGCUGCAGCGUUGGGCCGGGGGGCUGGGGGUCAAGGUCUGGGCCAUCUGUGAAGAUUCCGUUGACCCCGGGCUCAUGAAGGACGAGGACCCAAAGGCCUUCACGUCCGACCUGGCGUUGAUCGUCGAAGGCUUGCUACCCUCGCUGCCGGAGAAGUUCGUGCUCGUGGACAGCAGCUGGGGACCAGGCACCUCGCUGGUGUGGAAGUUCAAGGAGCGCCUGCAGGGCGCGAUGAUCAUCAACACGCACCUCUUCAAGGCUCCCGAUUUCGACGACACCGAGGCAGCCUGGAAGAUUAAGACUCGGAUGGCCCAACUCGGCGACCUCUUCGAGCGACGUGAGAUGGAGAACAUCCUCAAGGUGCUCCCAGACUUCAUGUACCCGACGGGCGGCGCCGACGGGGUGGAAGCGACCAAGAAGACCUACGCGGCCGCGGUGUCUUCAGCGUCGGAGAAGUUCUGGAAGCUGUCGGCGCUGCAGCCGUCGUGGAACUUCAACCACCUGACCCCAAUCUUGAGUUCGCAGAGCGAGUGGCACAUGGACUCCUUGCCGGUGGUGCUGGCCUGCAGCGACCAGGCGCCGCUGGUCGUCGUUGGGGAAUCCAUGCAGCGGCUGAACCACCUCAUGCCCGGAUCGAAGCUCGAGUUCAUCCCCUCCUCCAAGUGGUCCUGGCAGCUGGAGGGGGAGGACAUUUGGGACGAGACCGCGAGGCUGCUACAGCCUCUACUACCCGCCGGUGUGGACGUGCAUUCCUACCCACAGCCGAUAUAUGCCUGCAAAGAGCACAAGAAAGUACAUGUGAUUGCGCCAGACUCGUCUCCAUCCGCCCAUGUGCUGUACCUGGGCCUUCCCCGAUUUAUUCCUUUCGCGCUGCAGCUGCCAGCGCUGAAGCACUGGGCCAAGGUUCUGCGCGUGAAGAUCUGGGCCAUCACUGAGGACAGCAUCGACUCCGAGAAGUUGAAACCAGGCGCGAGUGCCAGCGAGUUCCAGGACGAGCUGACCAACCUGGUCAGCGCCCUGCUGCCGGUGCUGGGAGAGAGGUUCAUCCUCGUCGAUAGCACCUGGGGCUCCGGCACGUUCUUGGCCUGGUGGCUGAGAGAUCGACUCAGCGGGGCCUUGAUUUUCAACGUCCACCUCUUCAUGGCCCCCGACUUCGAGGGCACGGAGCCGGCGAAGAAAAUCAAGAACAGGAUGGCCAAGUUGGGAGAGUUUUUUGAGAACAAGGACAUGGACAGCAUCAUGGGAGUGCUCCCAGACUUCAUGUACCCGACGGGUGGCGCCGACGGGGUGGAAGCCACCAAGCAGGCCUAUGCGGCCGCGGUGUCUUCAGCGUCGGAGAAGUUCUGGAAGCUGUCGGCGCUGCAGCCAUCGUGGAACUUCAACCACCUGACCCCAAUCUUGAGUUCGCAGAGCGAGUGGCAGAUGGAUUCCUUGCCGGUGGUGCUGGCCUGCAGCGACCAGGCGCCGCUGGUCGUCGUCGGGGAAUCCAUGCAGCGGCUGAACCACCUCAUGCCCGGAUCGAAGCUCGAGUUCAUCCCCUCCUCCAAGUGGUCCUGGCAGCUGGAGGGGGAGGAGGUGCUUGAGUCCGUAACAGAGUUGCUCGACAGCUUGCUACCAACGCAUCUGUCAGACAAGCACAUGGGCAAGCGCUCCCUGCCCCUCCUCGGCCAGCAGGUCAUCAUCCCUCCGAGCAUCGAUGGGGACGAGCAUGAUCCGUUCUGCCGCAGCUGCGACCGAACCUGCCGUGCCGAUCAGCCUCUGUGCCCAGUGCAAUGA